Rotaria sordida is the source of this 375-nucleotide messenger RNA. NCBI's taxonomy places the organism in Eukaryota, Metazoa, Rotifera, Eurotatoria, Philodinida, Philodinidae. The record is from the annotation of a GenBank genome assembly.
AUGCUACAUACAGAUGGGGCACCGAUCACCAAAGUUGGUGGAAAAUCAUUAUGGCCUGUUCAAUGUACGUUGGUAGAAAUUCCUCCACCUAUAAGGGAUCACAUGGAUGCCAUAAUGAUUUUCGGUGCCUGGCUAGGUGGUACCCAUCCAAAUAGGGACUUAUUAUGGUCUAGAAUUGUCGAACAAAUUCAUGAUUUUAUUCAGAACGGAAUUACAAUUACUACUGACACUGGCGAAAAACUUAAGUUCAUGAUUCGUGCACAAUCAGUUACAUUUGACUUGCCUGCUCUUGCACAGAAUUGCAAUAUUAUUCAAUUUAAUGGCUAUGAUGCCUGUCCUGAUUGUGAUAUUCAUGGUAUCGCUAUUGAACGCUAA